This is a messenger RNA of Cuscuta europaea, 753 nucleotides long. Lineage: Eukaryota; Viridiplantae; Streptophyta; Magnoliopsida; Solanales; Convolvulaceae. The record is from the annotation of a GenBank genome assembly.
CUGGCUUACUCCAAGAGUAUUAGAACAAAAAACUAUGGUUUCGCAGGCAUCAUUGAGGAACUUUCCAAUAGCAGUCCCAUUCUUUGUCGCCAGACAUAUGUCUCCAGACACAAAACUUCCUAGGACCAGAAUGAUUAUCCCUGCCAAGUCAAGUUUUUGGCCUUAUCUCGCAAGUGACAGCAGAGUAGCUCCUUUGGGGGGCUGUCGCCGAACCCCAUACCCCUAUAAUAAUGGUAGAGUAAGGGAUGGCCCCAAAGCAGAAUUGACCGGUGGUGGUUGGUUGAAGCUGGUGACUCAGUGUGAAGAGAGGCCAAGACGUGACUCAGUGUGAAGAGAGGCCAAGACGACAGAUAACCCAAUGGCUGCCCUGUCUCAAAAGAGACAUCGUCGUCCGGCGGAUUAGGAGGGUGGUCUAUUACCGACAGCCUUAACUCUUUGUUUAUAUGCCUUUCUGCUUUGCUUCUUUUUUGUUCCAACUUCCCAAUAGCAGUCUGCCAGUCUCAUUCGUACAUCAAAAAAAAUUUGAAGAAGCCUAGUGCAAAGAGGAAGUGGUUUAGAUCUUUGUAGCAGAUAUUUUCCCUCAUUGACUUUUGUUUUGAGAAGGAUACUUCUCACUAAAUGGAAGUACCUAGGGAGGAAGAGGGACCCGUGUUGGCAGAAACAUGUUAGGUUGUUGGACAGUUUGCUUUACUCAAUUGCCCUUGACUUGCUAAUAUUGACCAUUUGAUAAAUUAAAUUCUUCUUGUUUUCCCA